Messenger RNA from Heteronotia binoei (common prickly gecko), 2296 nucleotides. It is a transcript of the gene CAMKK2, whose product is annotated as calcium/calmodulin dependent protein kinase kinase 2. Gene Ontology annotation, biological process: CAMKK-AMPK signaling cascade; protein phosphorylation; activation of protein kinase activity. Gene Ontology annotation, molecular function: ATP binding; protein kinase activity. The coding region runs from base 38 to 1720 and encodes 560 amino acids. The transcript is spliced from 15 exons. NCBI's taxonomy places the organism in Eukaryota, Metazoa, Chordata, Lepidosauria, Squamata, Gekkonidae. The record is from RefSeq and is a predicted model, not a curated record.
CUAACCGUGCCGCUGGAAUGUAGCUGUCUAACGCACCAUGACAACAUGCGUCUCCCUCAGGCCUGCCGCAGAGAAGCCUGUAGGCCGCGAUGAGCUGCUCAGCCUACUCCCAGUGGCUCCUGAUCCCCCACAUUGCUCCUUGGCUCUGAAUGUCCACUGCCUGGGCGCCAUGGAUUCUUUUGUCGUCGUGACAGAGUAUGACUCUACCACUAGGCCCGGAGAGGGGCAGCCGGAUGGUCUGGAGGAUGAGGAACCGAUGGAACCCUGCGAGGGACAGCCUGUGGCGUCCGAUCCUGGAGAAACGGACGAGAAGGGUCUCCUCAGAUGUGCUCUGGAGGCCCCCUUGAAGGAACCGCGAAGCAAACUGAACCUUUCGAGCCGGAAACUUUCUCUCCAGGAGAGGUCUCAGUCGGUCCAGUCUCCUGGCAGCAACGUGGGCGUAAACGGGCGCUACAUCUACCCUUCCCUCCCUUAUUCUCCAGUCACGUCUCCGCAUUCUUCACCUCGUCUGCCCCGGAGGCCGACGAUAGAAUCCCACAGAGUGUCUAUCACCGGUUUGCAGGACUGUGUGCAGUUAAAUCAAUAUACGCUGAAAGACGAAAUCGGAAAGGGCUCCUACGGGGUCGUGAAGCUGGCCUACAAUGAAGAUGAUAACACCUACUAUGCAAUGAAAGUGCUUUCCAAAAAGAAGCUGAUGAGACAAGCGGGGUUUCCUCGCCGUCCUCCCCCUCGCGGUGCCAAGGCCCCCCUGGAAGGCUUCUGCCAACCCAAAGGCCCCAUUGAACAGGUGUAUCAGGAGAUCGCCAUCUUGAAAAAACUCGACCACCCGAAUGUAGUCAAGCUGGUGGAGGUGCUAGACGACCCCAGCGAAGAUCAUCUGUACAUGGUAUUUGAACUUGUGAAAAAAGGGCCCGUGAUGGAAGUCCCAACCUUGAAACCUCUUACGGAAGACCAGGGACGCUUCUACUUCCAAGACUUGAUCAAAGGCAUUGAAUACUUGCAUUACCAAAAGAUAAUCCACCGGGAUAUCAAGCCUUCCAACCUCUUAGUUGGGGAAGACGGUCACGUCAAGAUUGCCGAUUUUGGUGUGAGCAACGAGUUCAAAGGGGCCGAUGCUCUGUUAACCAACACAGUGGGCACCCCGGCUUUCAUGGCUCCGGAAACCCUCUCGGAAACCAGGAAAAUAUUUUCUGGAAAGGCAUUAGAUGUUUGGGCUAUGGGAAUCACCCUCUACUGUUUCGUCUUUGGGCAGUGCCCCUUUAUGGAUGAGAGGAUUCUCAGCCUGCACAGCAAGAUCAAGAGCCAGAUGUUGGAGUUCCCGGACCAGCCAGAUAUUUCUGAUGAACUGAAGGAUCUGAUAACGCAGAUGCUGGACAAAAACCCCGAAUCCAGGAUCACAGUCCCAGAAAUUAAGGUGCACCCUUGGGUGACCAAGAAUGGAGUAGAGCCGUUGCCUACAGAAGACGAGAACUGCACGCUGGUGGAGGUGACAGAAGAAGAGGUGGAGAAUUCAGUGAAGCACAUCCCGAGCUUGGCCACAGUGAUCCUGGUGAAGUCGAUGAUCAGAAAAAGAUCUUUUGGGAACCCAUUUGAGGGGAGCAGAAAAGAUGAGAGAUCCUUGUCUGCACCGGGGAAUUUGUUGACAAAGCAAGGCAGCGAAGACAACCUGAAACUCAGCAGCGACUUGCCGGAUGUGGAUGAAGACGAAUUGCUUUCUUGAAGCGGACCCUUUGGUUUGGGAUGCGCCAACCGGUCCCGUCCCCCCCCACCCCCCGUCCACCGCUCCCUUUGCAACGCAUGCACACCUGUGAGGGGAGGACGCUCCAGAGCGCCGGCGGGACCAACCAGCGUUCUGCGAUGCAGAGAUUUUAAAUAACAAGCAUGCUGUAAAAACCUGACUGUCCGUUCAUCGGUAACUCUCUUCUCUGGAGGGGCCUCACAUGUCAGCCUGGAGAAAACCGCAAGCGGGCCUGGGCUGGGACUGGCCAUUUUACAGAUGGGAACAAUUAGAUGCUUUAUCAGUCUGGCUUUGCAAAAAGCAACUAAGUGAACCCCCCCCUUCCAAAAAAAGGGGGGGUUAGGGGCAAGAGUUUUAAAAGCCAAGUUUUCAGGCCAAAUGUUUCAGAGCCUACAAUUCCCGUUUUCAGCAAAAGUGGACAGAUCUACGCGUGACAUUCUGUGCCAAGUAGAGUGUCUGAAACUUGCCAGUAAUGUACAUCUUUUCUUGCUUUGGUGUUUUCCUCCCAUUUUUGUAUUUACACUUUUUAUUGCAUGAAAAAAAAACAGAACACACAAA